Molecule: messenger RNA, 4872 nt
Organism: Rhineura floridana
Lineage: Eukaryota; Metazoa; Chordata; Lepidosauria; Squamata; Rhineuridae
Gene: IMPA2
Product: inositol monophosphatase 2
Exons: 8
Coding region: 19-906 (295 amino acids)
Biological process (GO): inositol metabolic process; phosphatidylinositol phosphate biosynthetic process; signal transduction
Molecular function (GO): inositol monophosphate 1-phosphatase activity
Source: RefSeq, a predicted model, not a curated record
AGGGGGGCGGCGGCGGCCAUGAAGCCCGGCGGUAAGCAGAAGGGGGGCGAGGCGGCGGAGGCGGCGGCUAGCCCGGGCGACCCCUGGAAGGAAUGCAUGGAGGUGGCGGUGCAGCUGGCGCUCCGGGCGGGACAGAUUAUUAGGAAAGCUCUCACCGAGGAAAAACAAGUGUAUACCAAAACAUCUGCAGUCGAUCUUGUGACGGAAACAGAUCACUUUGUGGAAAACUUAAUUGUUUCUUCUCUGAAAGAAAAAUUUCCUUCUCACAGGUUUAUUGCGGAAGAAGCUACUGCUGCUGGUUCAAAGUGCAUACUCAAUGACAGCCCUACCUGGAUUAUUGAUCCUGUUGAUGGCACCUGUAAUUUUGUACAUAGGUUUCCGACUGUGGCUGUCAGCAUUGGAUUUGCUGUUAAUCAAGAGCUUGAAUUUGGUGUAAUUUAUCACUGCACUGAAGAACGAUUAUACACUGGUAGAAGAGGUCAAGGGGCAUUUUGUAAUGACAAAAGGCUUCAAGUGUCAAAAGUGACAGAUAUUUCAAAGGCCUUGAUUUUCACAGAGAUUGGUCCAAAGCGAGAUCCUGACACUUUGAAGCUAUUUCUCAGUAACAUGGAGCAGUUGCUUAAGGCUCAAGCUCAUGGGGUUCGUGUAAUUGGAAGUUCAACAUUAGCACUCUGUCAUCUAGCAUCUGGUGCUGCAGAUGCAUAUUACCAGUUUGGCUUGCACUGUUGGGAUUUGGCAGCAGCUACAGUUAUUAUCAGAGAAGCAGGUGGUGUUGUGAUGGAUACUUCAGGUGGACCUCUAGACCUAAUGUCAUGCCGAGUGAUUGCAGCAGGGACCCAGGAGAUGGCCACAUUCAUAGCUCAGGAAAUACAGACUAUACACUAUAGACGAGAUGAUGAGAAUUGACUGGACUUAAAUAUUUCUUAAAAGUAACAAAGGACCUGCCCUUUUGGAAUUACUAUGCUUCCUUCAGGAUGGAUUGUGUAUAGGAUAAAUUGUUGAAUUAGUAUGUUUCCUAUACAGUCUAUAUAGCAAAGGUAUUAUAAAAAGAUUUUACAUGCAUUCUAGGAAGGUGAAGGGAAAUUUUUAAUUUUUGUAAGCUUCUUAACCCCCCCUUUUAAAUGAGAUCUUAGCUUUGCUUUUUUUAAAAAAAAAUGUCAUAGGCAUCCCAGAUUUGGUUGGCUUCUUACCCUUCUUGAUGCUGAAACAGAGGGGUUUUUAUGUAACACAUGCAACUAAAAACAAAACUUUAUAUUUUUGCAGAUCUCAGGUAAAUUAUUUUUUCUGCAGCAAAGGUAAAAGUAAUUUUGAAUUGUGUGCCUAAAGAAAAAUGGUAUUACUCUUCUCUAAAUUUAAAAGUACAUGAAUUGAUCUUUAGAUAUUUACACUUAUUUAUACAGUGCAGGCAAUACUGGUGAUGGUGCAUAUCCUUGAACUGUGUAUUAUCUUUGUGUAAGUCAUAAUGUAAAUAGGUAAUAUUAGAACUGAUCAGAAGAUGCAAAGUUACUUUUCCCAACAUUUGAAAGUCUUCAGCUUGAGUCAAGCAGCACAACAUAAUCUUAGCAAGGUUUUUUUUAAUUGCCUAGAUAAUUCAAUACAACACAAUAUAAGGGUGUGAUUUUUUUAGCCUAGGUAUUACCAUUGAACACAAAAGUAGCUUGGCAACCAGUGUAUUCUCCUAUUUUUGCAGUUGAACAGUGCAAUACACACUCUGGUCACUGCUAUGCUUAAGUCAUUACCAUGGGAGAAAGGGACUUUAUCAGGGUAAGAACAUAAGAGUGGUAUGGCAGAGCAUUCAGUCAUGUUAAGUCAAUGCCUGCCAUUUCAGCUACAACCCUGAUCAGCUUUUUGUAAGAGCCUGCCCUUUAGAAAUGAUGUGAACCUGCCAUCCUCCACUGUAACUGUGGGGAUAAAAUGCUGCUGCUACUACAAAAAUCAACAUCAUGUCCAAAAUCCAGAUACUAGAACAUUACCCAUGAAGUAGUCUGUGUUUCAUUAAGGUCCCCUAGUUCUAAAUACACUGAAAAAGGGCCAUUAAAACUAAUUAUACUUUUAAGUAAAUAUAUUUAGGAUUAGGAUUUACAACUGAGCCAGUUGUCCCAAUAUGAAGAUUUGGAAUUAGGAAUUUCCUUUUGCUCCAAGGUAAUAUAAACCCUACUCAUUGCCUGAUGGGUAGAAUCUCUUAUUGGCUAAGAGGGGUUUUCUAUUCUGUUUGGCUAGAUGUGUAUUCAAAGCAAGAAAAAAGAGUGUAUAGGGCAAAAUAAUAUUAAUAAGGCAAUGCUGUGUGCUGCUUUGAGCACUCCAGUGAGUGACCUAAAAAAACAACUUGCAAAUACAAUAAAGAUUCUAAAUUGAAGGUUUGCAAAACGACAAGACGUUGCUACAGGUUAGCCUUGCUGCUGUUAUUUGAAAGUUUUGUUAGAUGAGAGCUUCUGUGGUGAAGCGAUAUACCAGGAAAAGCAAUGCCUCCACAAAAAUAAUAUUUUUGUUUGGUGCAAAUGGGUCACCAAAAUGUGGCCACAUCAUGGGAGCAUUGUCACACAUAAAUUGCAUCACACAUACACACACAAAAACAUCUGGGUGCCUGUGAGUUGUUUGCUCAGUUCCACACGAUACAGUAAUAGCAGUAAAUGUGUUAUCUGUGUAAAAUGUCUCAUUUUCCCAGUUAUAAAAUACUGUAAUUUGAGUGCUUGGAAAAUGUGGCAUCUCUCAACAGAAGUGAAACCUUGAAGAAGGACAUGAAGGUAUACAGUAAAUAAGCCGUUAUUGUGUAAUUGAACCAGUUUUGCAGAAAGUCCCAAAAAGUGAUGCAAAAUACUGGUAUCAAUUAAGUAUGUUUAUUUUUUUGUUUUGAUUCAAGCUUUUGAGUGUACUUUUUUUGUGUACUGGCAACAGUUGUGGGGAAACAAACUCUAAACCUAACACUUGUGCCAGCACUAAACUCAGACCAUACUUCAACGCUGGUCCUAAUAACUUACCUUCUGGUUCAAACGACUGCCAACUCCUUUGCUGAUUUUUCUGUACAUUUGGCAGUGCAAAAAAUAGCAGGUUAUAGCUUUUUCCAUCAAUGCAGCCCCUGUGAUUAGAAUAUUUUGUUGCUGCUUAGAGUGGUAUUCAGUUUGUGUGUCCUGUCAGCUCAAGGAUUUCUGCUUCCAUAACAGGACUUUACCCCCUCUCCAACCAAAACCCUCCCCAAAUCUGCCCUGCUAGGGGUUGGGGGAACCCCUAGAAUAGAUUGGGGGCAGGGGAAGGGAAGUGCUGUUGAGCAAGUGGAACUCCUUGUGCUAAUGGAAUCGUGACAUAGCCCUACAUUAUAUACAGUCCUUAGUUUUUGCUGUUCUAUGGUCAUUAAGAGACAGCUACUUUAGGUAACAAAGAAGCUGGCAAUCUCGACAGCUAGAACAUCAGUAAUUCUGAAACAACAAACUAAGUAUGUCAGUCAUAAACCAUGAUAUGUGUCUAUCAUUGCAAGUGGUGACUGUAUAAAUAUUUAAAUUUGAGACUGUACUUUAAAGCACUGUUGACUUAAUAGUACUUAUAUUUGGACUUCAGAGUGUUCCAGGCGCCUCCCUUGCAUCAUUUGUAAGCCAUGUAACAACCUUCUAAGAUUAGUAGUAUCCUUAUGUUGCAGAUUGUGGGGAGAGGAGCUGAGACUGAGAGUGGCUUGCCUAAGACCAUCAAGUGAAUUUAUGGAAAAGUCAAGCUUUAAACAGGACUUUCUUGAUUUGUAGCUCUGUGUUUUGGUGUCAUUGAGCUAUGUUAAGACUGCACUCUUAUACAUGUUUACAUGUAAGUAAGUCCCAUUACAUUUAGUAAGACUUAAUUCAGAGCAGACUUGCAUAAGUUGUGAUCCACAUGCAAUUUCCCCCUUCCUUCUCCUAUUUUUAUAGCAGGCAUGUAAUUGAGUUGGACCCAUGUCACCUGGAAAGGAGGAGGUCUCUCUUCCCUACUGCUAUUUCCCCCCAGAAUUAUUUCAUUAGCAAUUGGGGGGAAGGGGUGAUUUGUCAGGACCAUGGCACUAGAGGAAGGUGGCACCAAAGAACAAAGGAGUUUGGAUUUAGUACAUCCAUUUUAUCUACCUUUUUUCCAAAAAAUCCAACCCAUCCUUGAAAAAAUAGUAAAUCGAUUUUGUAGAUGCUCAGUCUCUUUAACAACCUUGCUACUUUUUUUUUUUUUUGUAUACAAGUUAGCUUUCUGCUGGAAAAUUAGCGGAGGGAACUGACCAUCCUGGCAAUCAAAGCUAAAAACAGCAACUGUGCUCUUGUGCAGCACCAAGUAUUUUGUGUUGAAGUGCUACAUGAUAAGUUUUUUGUGUGUCUUUAUUACAACAUAAAGAAUUCAGAGUAUAUGGAUUUCCUUUUAAUAGCAUCUUAGUUUGCAGUGUUUAGACAAAACUUAUGAAUCUCUCCAUACUUUGUGACUGUUAUAGUAAUUGUGCACCAUUAACUGUCUGUUGUUAAACCUAUUCAGACCUGUAAAAUACUGCUGUGAAAACUGGUAAUCCAGACAUUUCUACCUUCAUAGGGGGCUAUGAGGAAUUAUGUGUUGCAGUAGAAUUCUGUAAAUCCUGCUAUUUACUAUGGGUAAAAAAUUAAAUUUUGUUAUCCAGGAUUAUUUGGAGUAUUAAUGUGUGUUGUCAAAAUGCUUGCAUUCUCCCAUGAAACCGUUUGGCAAUUGGUUCAGGCAGCGCUGCUUCAAAUAAUGUACAGUUAACUUAGAGAAGUCAUUGCCGCAAGAUGACAGGUUAAAAAUAACUAACAGAGAAUUGGACAAAUUCAUGGAGGGUUGGCUACUGAAAGCAACUAGCUGUGUUUUUUUAAACAUUUUUUUCUUUUUGUUAUAUUUGCAAAUAAAGUACUUAUUUAAUUAUCA